UUGGGUUUUGGAUUUUGGCGUGGGGGAUCCGUACGCUUCUUUGGUUUUAUUUUCGAUCAGAGUCCCGCAAGAUUUUGCAGCGGAGGACAUAGAUUUAGUUUGGCCUCAAUCUCUUCUCCUCUCCCGAUCUCCUCGUCCACGCUCUUCAACAUAAAUUUUACCACUGAUCAUUCCGCUGUAUGCUGAAUUUGUUUAAUUUUUUUUUUUGUGCUGGAAGGCAUGAUACCCCCCCAAGUUUGAACAUAUGCUCAUCAAGUUCCGCGUGAUUUUAUGAUGCAUUCUCAAUGAUUUUUGAGUUAGCUAGCUUUAAUAUUUUGACGAUCAUGAGCUCACUGGUUUUCCCCCUCUUGAUUACUUUAAGGGGAAGAAAAAGAGUGAAGAGAAUCUAGUCGUGGGUUUAUACUGGAUUUUGUUGUGGUCGUGUCCUACUGUUUACUUGGUCGACCCAUAUAUAUGUAUAUAUAUAAAGAAAAAGAAGGAAAGAGAGAGAAAUGGGCUUCUUUGUUUCUGGCAACCAUAUUAAUUAACUCUCUGCCUCUCUCUUCCCAGUUCGGAUCGAUCGACUUUGUCGCUAGACUCUGAUCUAUUUUGUCGUCCCCCCCCACCCUAGCAUAGGCCACUCAUCGAUCUUGAUGUGAGAUUUCAUGUUCACCUGGAAGAUUUCAUCGUCUCUAUAUAUUGGAUCCCCUCGCUUGAAAUCUACGGCAUCGGUCGUAUUAUUUGUGGAGCACUUCAAUUAUUGGAGCAUGUAUGUUGUGUUCGUUACUAGACGGGGGGUUUUGGGAGUUGGGUUGCUUCUCAAUUUUAAGUGUGCCGACGGUGGGUUUCUCCACAUAAAAUAACGCUCUGCAGAGUUUGAUCUUCGAUCAUCAAUCCCUGGAGCUAGGCCGGCGCGCUAGCUGAGCUGAUGGAUGAAGGGAACUGAAGAUCCCUUAUAGGGGUGUUUGAUUUUGCCUGCGGCAUCGUACGUGUUGUUCGAUCCUGCUGUCGCGGGGUAGGGAGGGGGUUGUGGUAAUUUGUGCUCAAGAAAGAUAAUAAGAGAGAGAUUGACAGAGAUUACUAUUUCAAUUUUGUUAUAUAUGCUGAAGGCUAAGUUUGAACAUAAUAAAAGUAGACCUCCAGCUUGUGACUGUUGCAGUAGAGACAGCACAAGAAGAGAGAAGCUGCUGCAGGUGCUUUACUUCAGAUGUUAUCCAUUGAAAACCCUCCACCAGAUCUCUCAUAUCCUUGCGAAAGAGCACAGGUGAAGAGUAGUGGUGGUGAUGAGAGGGUUUCUUCUGAUCAUAAACUUGCCGCCUUGCAGCAAGAGGUAGAUCUGUUCAAGUUAUCCGGUGGCGUUGAUGCCUGCGGCACCCCGCUUCCUAAAUUCUCCAUAAGGGAUUAUGUAUGUAGUUCCCGGAGCAAGGAUAUCAAGACUAAUUGGCCCUUUUCUCAGAGAAACCUGCAACUUUGCUUGAAGCAUGGCGUCAAAGAUCUGUUGCCACCUUUUCAGCCUCUUGACUCAGUAAGGAACCAAGUCUUCAAUAAAAGAUGUGCCCUCCCGACUAGCUUUUUACUUGAGAAGGAAAAGGAAAUUAAUGUCAACAGUUUGGCGGAUGGUCAUAGGAAGCCUUCGGGGCUGAGCACCCAUCCUGGGGUGUCCACCAGCACUACAAAUGAUGAUGCUUCUCUAUGGAACCCCAAGCUAGACUUCACUUCUUGCAGAUCUGGCAGAGACAAAGAUCUUACCACCACAGCCACCAUUAAUCAAUCUCAAUCUGAAGCAGUAGUAGAGUCUGUACCCACAAAGGGGUUAUCAUCUAGCCCAAUAGCAGAAGCGGCCACUUCAUUGGAAGCCUCUGUUGUUGAACGUGCAGCUGCUGGUCCUCCUCCUGCAUCCCAAAAGACUGCAAGUGUGAACCAACACUCGGGCAAGAAGUGCAGAUUGAUAGUGAAGUUUGGUAAUCCCUCUGAUCCCAACCCAACAGAGGAUAUCAUAUCGAAUUGUACUGCCUUAUCUGAGCCAAUGACUUCAAAAAUUUGCCCUGUUUGCAAGACAUUCUCGUCGUCUUCUAACACCACAUUGAAUGCUCACAUAGAUCAGUGCCUCUCUGUCGAAUCAACUUCCAAGUGGGCGGCAGACUCUAGACUAACUAAACAUAGAAUAAAGCCGAGGAAGACGAGAUUGAUGGUUGAUAUCUGUGCAACAGCUCCUUGUUGCACACUAGAAGAGCUUGAUAGACGAAAUGGGUCAAGCUGGGCUGUGGAUUUGAAGAAGCCUACUCAGGAUCCUGGGGUGUGUCAUGAGGGGCAAAGGCCAAGAGUGUCACCCAUUUAUCCUGAGGACAAUGGCGACGAAGGCGCAGUAUACAUUGAUGCCACUGGCACAAAACUUCGAAUUUUGUCAAAAUUCAAUGAUGUGCCAUCAGGGUUGCAAGUUGGAAAGAAUCCUAGACCAGGGAAAGCUUUGAGAAAGGGUAAAGGAAGCAAAUUUCUUUCAGUCAACAAGAGAAGGUAUGACUUGCCAAAACAUCACAAGUACCUGAAACUAGCUCCUCACAGCAAAAAAUUUGGCUCUUCCAAGGCCUUUAAAUUUGAGAUUUGUACUGGUCAGGAGGGGAAUUCUGAAGCGAAAGAAACUCGACAAAAGAAGCAACAUCUCUCGCAACUUUUCAAAGCUCAAGAGCAGUUAAAAAACAGUGAUUCCGGAACUCUAAGACAAGGGGUAUGCUCUAAACGAAGUGGCCUCUCAAAGAAGUUCAACAAUAAAGAUAUACAUCAGUUAUCAGGAUAUAAGUUACACAUGACAAGGGACUUGUUGGAUGAUAGUGAUCAUCAUUGUCAUAGUGAUUCUCACAGAAAGAGAAGUUGUCUUCGGAAAUCUCCAAACUCCUCUCAGAAUCCAAUUUCUUCUCCUGAAAACAGUGGGAGGGUGGAGAAUUCAAAAUAUGAGGCACGAGUCAAUGGCAGGGAGUGUUCACCUACUAGCCAGAGAGGAGGAAUUCCCUUGUUUGGAGCCCGAGUGAGGUCUUUGGAAGCACUGAAGGAAAAUAUUUACCAGUCUAGCAAAGACAGCAGUGACAGCACAUCCAUGCAUGGUAGCUGUAUGCUUAAUCUUCCGAAAUUUCCAAAAGAUAAUGUUUCUAAAUUGAAUGAUAAAACAGUUAAGAUUGCUGGUCAAGUUAGAAACUCUGGUAGUUCCUCCCAUGUUUGCACCAAACCAUAUUGGUGUUGCCAUGAAUUCUCAUCAGAGUCCAUGAGAUUAUCUGGUUUGAGGGAGGACACUAUUUCAGUUGGCAAAUCAUCUGUGCCUGUGCACAAAUCUAACACAAGUGAAAAAUAUUCAACCCAUAAGAAGCCCCGGGUGCAUUUUACAACAGAAAUAGAUGGAGAGUUGGAGGCAGAACCUUCUAAAGGGGAUCAACAAUAUGAUUUGAUGUGCAAUAAUGAUGAAAAUGAAUCUCAUGAGGAAGUCACUGAGACUUUAUCUCUUGCUGGAUGCAGUGUAGUGUAUACGAGACCAGAUAUAGGAUCACCAAUUAUUUCUCGAUGGGAGGAAGCCAUGGUGAUGAGGAGUUCCCCAUUAGCAUCCCAGUUUUAUGAUCAUGACAUGAGAGAAAAGAUAGUCUCUUCUGCUAUGACCAGUGAUGGUUCUGCUGGAAAAGUUGAUAGUCCAGAAUCUUCUUCAAAAGAGGCUCAAUUCUUUGGGAAAGAAGCUAGCAUUGACCCUCCCUCUUCGAUAGCUGUUGGGGGAAACAUGAUGAGUUUGAGCAAAUCCUUAGAUCCUGAAUAUCCCAAGCUGGUCUGUCCUUUUGAUACUGAACUCAUUUCACUGCAAUCUAUGGAGAAAAAGUGUAAAGAGCCUUUAUGCACUGCUGAAGCACCAAGGGGUCUAGCUGAGCCAAGUUUGGGUCAUGGGUGUAACUUGUUUUGUGCAGGUGAAGUUGGCGAUGGUAUUGUUGGGCAAAACACUCAUAUGAGGGCAGAAUUGGAUCCUCAAGCUAUGCAAGGGAACUUCUCCGAGGUUGAGCCUAUACCAAUUCCUGGACCACCAGGAUCAUAUUUGCCGAGUCCUCGAGAUAUGAGCUCGGAAGAUUUUCAAGGGAACUCAUCAUUGACCACAAGCCGUGUUCAUUCGUCUCAAGAUAAGCAUGAACUGGUUGAUGUAGAUUCAUCUGAUUCUCCUAUUUCUGCAACAUCAACCCUUUCUAAUUCCACUUUAGCAAGAUCCAGUAUUAAUUUUUCAGAGCAGUUACUUUCUGCAGGGCCGCCGGCAAUUCAAGAUAGGAUUAGUUCAGGGUUCCUGGACGUUGGCAUUGAGCCUACUGUAGUUAAUGAAUCUUUCUUUCCACAAACAGUUAGCCAGGGAAUGAAAAGAACCUUUUCAGAUGGAGAGAAUUUGAAAGACAAUGUAAUAAUUCCUGAAAAGGGACCACUUGGUUUCACUGACGAUGGUCAUCCAUGCUGUUGUACACGGAAGGAGAAAAUCUCUCAAAGCAUCGCUUUGAAUUAUCAAGAUUCACAACUACUAAGGCGACGAGCAAUGGCUAUGGGAAAACAAGUGGGGUGGAAUCCAAAUGCAAGGACAAAUAAUCCCAUUGCUGGGCUUGAAAUGGUUUCUCAGAGCAGUUGCACGAGUUCUGGAUCAGAGAAGGUUCCUGUCACGAGAUCACCUGCAGGACCUGCUACCACGAAAAUUUCUUCUGAUGCGGCAGUAAGGUUCUCUAGUCAUGGUGAUUGUGACUCGGCUAGCCCAUCUGCUUCUAGUCCCAUACUCAGGUUGAUGGGGAAGAAUUUAAUGGUGGCCAACAAAGAUGAUGAUGCAUCCACACGACCCAGGCAGGCUGAACCAGUUGUCUCAAAUAACAGUCCAAGUCUACAGUUCCCGACAAUCUCUGGAGUCUCUUCUGGCAGUAAUCAAACCCUGGACUACCAUUCCUUUCAUUGCAUAGUGAGUCAGCUGGGUAGUGUUAUCUUUGGCCAAGAUCCACAAAACCCAAGGGGAGACACGGUUGAUGCAAAGUUGUCAAAAGACUUGAGAAGCCAGCUAAAUUCUAAGACGUUAGACACACCAACAAGAGCAGCAGCAGGCAUUUUUCUGAACAAGAUUAAUACCGAGGCGAGUUACUCAGCAUCUUUCGAGCGCCACAGAUUCAAAGGUGAAUGCAAUUUGUUGACUCAACAUGAUCGACCCAAGAAUGGAUGGGAUGCAGCUGCAGCAUGUGAUAUAGAGAAAGUUAUAGCUAGUCCAGUAGACUCAAAAUUCAGGAAAACAAAUUCUACUGUGGUUUCUAAUAAAGAGAUUAUCGUCAUUGAUGAUGUUCCUGAGAGUGAAGCUGGUUUGAUGGCUGAUGAUGCAAAGCACACCAAAAGCUUGAGGGGAAGCCAGCCAACUUUAGGUGGCAUUUCAUCAUCUGCUAUCCCUGGUUAUAAAUCAAGGCAUGUCGUCUUGGACUCUUUGCCCCGUUGUGAUCAUCAGUACUCCCAGGACCCUUCCACCCUGAGUGAGCACAGUACGGCUGGGAGGGGAAGGACUAGUACCCGUCCUCUUAGCUGGGGUUAUACUUCAGAAGCGUCUGGUGCGCAGCAGCAGCGGAAGCCUUUUGUGGUUCCUUCAGCAGCACGUCGUCCUCCAAGAUCUGCAUUGUAUUAUUCUCCUAGUCAACAGGCUUAUCUUGGGUAGCCAUUUUUCAAAUGGUGUUGUGCACGUGUUACCAGGUUUUACAUCAAUUGAUCUGCAUGCUAACUUGUGUUAAAACAUCAAGACGGGAACUUUUGGGAUUUUAUACUAUGGAGUUAUUUUUUUUUUUUUGGGGAAAAAGUUGAAAUUAAAAUAAUGCAUGGCAGUUUGAUCAGGACAUGCUAAGUAAGAAUUUAGAUGAUGAUGAUGAUGAUUUCUUGGCUCCA
Messenger RNA from Malania oleifera, 5886 nucleotides. RefSeq lists its product as uncharacterized. The record is from RefSeq and is a predicted model, not a curated record. The coding region runs from base 1187 to 5662 and encodes 1491 amino acids. The transcript has 4 exons. Lineage: Eukaryota; Viridiplantae; Streptophyta; Magnoliopsida; Santalales; Ximeniaceae.